Messenger RNA from Xenopus laevis (African clawed frog), 4325 nucleotides. RefSeq names its product frizzled class receptor 7 S homeolog (gene fzd7.S). The record is from RefSeq and is a predicted model, not a curated record. Gene Ontology annotation, molecular function: Wnt-protein binding; transmembrane signaling receptor activity; Wnt receptor activity. Gene Ontology annotation, cellular component: endosome membrane; membrane; plasma membrane. The transcript has a single exon. Gene Ontology annotation, biological process: canonical Wnt signaling pathway; cell surface receptor signaling pathway; non-canonical Wnt signaling pathway. Bases 486 to 2132 code for a protein of 548 amino acids. NCBI's taxonomy places the organism in Eukaryota, Metazoa, Chordata, Amphibia, Anura, Pipidae.
ACACCCAUCCUUCAAUCUCCUUCAAUCCAGACACAAGCACAGCCAAUCACGAGACAAGCGCCGAGGCAAAACAAAGGCUCUCAUUGGCCUGCGGUCAGACGCCCAAGUCACGCCCCUUCUCUAUACUCGGCCACGCUUUGUGAAUGGGGGAUCCAGUGACGGGACUGGGAUAAUGGGCGGGUCCACAGAGUUUAAUACACGGCACGCCCUUUCUGUUGAUACUCUCUUAAAAGGAGAGCGUUGUGGAUGAGGGACGAGUUUAUGAGAGGCUGUGGGAAGUGAUUACGUACUUUGCAGUUACGGAGACAUAAGAGAAAGUUCCUAGGCUCUCGCAUGUAUAUGAGCGGGAAUACGGGCGCCCUGAGCUCCAGUGUCUGUUGUGCUUAAAGGAGACGAAUCUGCCAGUUUGGAGCCACCAGUAUCAGCCGAUUUCUGCUCACUCCGCAGCCCCGCUGAUAUUCACCUGUUGCUGCCGGGGUGUCGGCAUGUUGGCUCCGGUGUCGCUGCUGUUCUGUCUAUUCCUGCAGCUCUGCCCGUCCGCCCAGCAGUACCACGGGGAGAAGGGCAUCUCGGUGCCUGACCAUGGCUUCUGCCAGCCCAUCUCCAUCCCUCUGUGCACAGACAUCGCCUACAACCAGACCAUCAUGCCCAAUCUGCUCGGACACACCAACCAGGAGGACGCGGGGCUGGAGGUGCAUCAGUUCUACCCGCUGGUGAAGGUUCAGUGUUCCCCGGAGCUGCGCUUCUUCCUGUGCUCCAUGUACGCGCCGGUUUGCACCGUGUUGGAACAGGCCAUCCCCCCGUGCCGGUCGCUGUGCGAGAGAGCCAGGCAGGGCUGCGAGGCGCUCAUGAACAAGUUCGGCUUCCAGUGGCCCGAGCGGCUGCGCUGUGAGAAUUUCCCGGUACACGGGGCGGGGGAGAUCUGCGUGGGACAGAACACUUCGGAUAACAGCCCGUCCGGCCCCACCGCUCGGCCCACCCUUAACCUGCCGGACAGUAUCACCUUCCAGCCGCACCCCCACCGGGACUUCACGUGCCCGCGUCAGCUCAAAGUGCCCCCCUACUUGGGCUACCGCUUCCUGGGCGAGAAGGACUGUGGCGCCCCCUGUGAGCCGGGCAAAGCCAACGGGCUGAUGUACUUUAAGGAGGAGGAGGUGCGCUUCGCCCGGCUCUGGGUGGGUAUCUGGGCGAUCCUGUGCGGCAUCUCCACGCUCUUCACUGUACUCACUUACCUGGUGGACAUGCGGCGCUUCAGUUACCCCGAGCGGCCCAUCAUCUUCCUGUCCGGCUGUUACUUCAUGGUGGCCGUGGCUUACACUGCGGGCUUCCUGCUGGAGGAGCGGGCGGUGUGCGUGGAGCGCUUCUCGGAGGACAGUUACCGGACAGUGGCGCAGGGCACCAAGAAGGAGGGCUGUACCAUUCUCUUCAUGAUCCUCUACUUCUUCGGCAUGGCCAGUUCCAUCUGGUGGGUGAUCCUGGCCCUCACCUGGUUCCUGUCGGCGGGAAUGAAGUGGGGACACGAGGCUAUCGAGGCAAACUCUCAGUACUUCCACUUGGCGGCCUGGGCAGUGCCCGCGGUAAAGACCAUCACUAUUCUGGCCAUGGGGCAAGUGGACGGGGACGUGCUGAGCGGCGUGUGUUACGUGGGCAUCAACAGCGUGGACUCUCUGCGGGGCUUCGUGCUGGCCCCCCUGUUCGUGUACCUGUUCCUCGGCACGUCCUUCCUGCUGGCCGGCUUCGUGUCGCUCUUCCGCAUCAGGACCAUCAUGAAACACGACGGCACCAAGACUGAGAAGCUGGAGAAGCUGAUGGUGCGAAUCGGGGUGUUCAGUGUGAUGUACACGGUGCCGGCCACCAUCGUGCUGGCGUGUUACUUCUACGAGCAGGCCUUCAGGGACACCUGGGAAAAGACCUGGCUGGUUCACACGUGUAAAGGCUACGCCGUGCCCUUUCCCAACUACAACUUUGCCCCCAUGAGCCCGGACUUCACGGUGUUUAUGAUCAAGUACUUGAUGACUAUGAUCGUGGGAAUCACCUCCAGCUUUUGGAUCUGGUCGGGCAAAACCCUACAGUCCUGGCGCAGGUUCUACCACAGACUGGGCAAUGGCAGCAAAGGGGAGACUGCGGUGUGAACACCUACUGGAGAUCUAGGGACACUUGUUUUUUCUUUUUACUGCUACUAAACUUGCCUGGGGACAUUCCUCCUCUUAAUGCACAUUAUUUCUAGUAGCCAUGGAACAAGGCUUCUAUAUGAAGAGCUUGGGCUGACCCAGUCUGGGCAAUAGGGUUACUAGCAGCAAGUGCUUUGGAUCUGAUGGGCAGGACUUGGCAUCAUUCAAAACAAAUGUUUUUUAUUUCCUUUGUCCUUUAUGGUUACAUAUCCUGUAGCACCACCGCUGCUCAACUACAGCUCUCAGCAUCAUCCAAGGAAGCUGGGGGUUGUUACUCAACAACUGGAGGCCUCAGGUCGGAGAACUGAUAGUUGGUGGUUAAUUGGGGGCCAGUGCAAGGGUACAUACAGCAGGGAACCCAGGAGUAAAGUAGAAAUGUGCCUGAAUAUGUUAAUGUAUAACUAUGCCAUCUGUCAUUCAUUCCCCCUCUUGCAUUAUGUCUCACAGCAGGAGAUCUAGAGCUGCUAAACCUACAACAUUCCAAGCAAACCCACAAAUGUGUGUGUAUAUGUACAGUAAAUGUCUUCAUACAAACGCAGAUAGUGUAGUAUCUCAACACAAGUACAUGGUUUCUUUGUCUCUGUGCAAUGUGUUAUUCUGUUAUCCCUUUCCUAGUUUUGAACAAGACUUUUUCAGACAGGGAGUCAGAUAAGGGCAACACAUGCUUCCCUCCAUGAUCACAUGUUGGUUCUGAUACGUUUUUCUCCCAGCUCAUGUUUGUGUGUGUGUUUGUAUGUGUGUAUGUACAUUUGUGUUUGCUACAGCUCUCUCAAACAUUGACUUGUGUUUAGCGCUCUCUUGUACUAACUACCACACUGCCUGCUAAAUACAUUGAUAUUAACAGUGAUACGUAUGCCACAUGGAAUAGAUUUCGGGGAGUAACAUUCCUGCAUCUGUCAUUUACUCAGCUGCUAGGGAAAGAGAUUUUUUUAUGUUUACCUAACAGAUCAAGGCUUGUGGAUGGUAAAUACUUUGUCCUUUAAGCACCCAGCAGGCAGUUCAUUAAAGUUCCUCUGAAUAUAGGGCUUCACCUAGCCAGCAGCUGGGCAAAUAAUGCCUUUUGGUGGAGAAUGGCCCCCAACAUGGCAUCAUACAUACAAUAUAUUUUUAUUCACAACCUCCCAAAUGUUAAUGUAGACAAACUUUUCCUUAUAUGUUUUAUUUUGUAGGAGUAUUUGCACUGCAGUGGGUAUGACCUUUCUAGGAAACUUGUGACCAAGCUCCCCUUCCUUUUUAUUUUUUUACCCGUUCUCCCUUUCCCCCUUUCCAUUCAUGAAUUGUUGUUUUUUUUUACAUUGGUACUCUUGAUCAGCUAUCCUUUUUGGCAUUAGGGUGUUGGCACUGGUUAACUGGGUCCAGCAGUGAAGGUUUUAACCUUCCUUUUGUAAGCAAACAUUUCUCACCCUUAUUUAAUGAUUUUGUGCCUUUUUAUAGCCAGAAACCUGUUGGCACAAGUAUGAAAUCUAUCUGAUUUUAAUUGAUGAACCAUAUAGUGUCUUCCAUAUCCUUUCAAAUGCACCUUCAUGUUAAACCUGUGCCUGCUAUUAUCCUAUUAUGCAAAGCCAUGCAGUGUUGGAAACUCCUGAAAGAUAGCAGAUAGAUCAGAUGUAAAUUACAUGUUUAUUGUCAUACAUUAAAUGCAUAAUACUGAGUCAAUCUACUAAACACACCUUGUGCCUUCCCCAUGUCCCUUGUGUUGUGUGAUAUUGGGAGGUUGAUAUGCAUAGAAGAUUAACUGUUAACAUUCCCUGUAGCAAAGCACGUCAGAUCUGGCAUGUAAGUUGUUUUGCUUUAAAUGGGCCCAAAUACAUUGUCUGCACAACCCAUAUAGAGUCUGUAUUACAGAAGGCUUUUGUGAUGAGGAAAGUGACCACAAAAAAACUUCCAGGGAUUUGUGUAAUUGCUGCAUAAUAUGUAUUUCUCAAAGUCAGAUACUAUGUAUGAAAUUGAUUAUUUUAAUAAUUUGUUUUGUGCAUGUUCUCUUACAGCAAAUGAAGAUUACAAUGUUUAUAUAUUUUUUUGUAUAUAAUUGUACUAUUUUGUAUAAAGAUAUAUAUAUAUGUAUUUAUAAGUUUCUACUUUUUGACUGAAAUGGCAAGACCGCCACACUUUAUCUUGUGUACAGAUCACUCAAUAAAGCCUUGUUUUUAGGUA